AUGAUUCCGACUAGUGUGCGGGAAACGCGGGACGAUGCAACGAACGGGGAGGCAGGAAGAGAAAAGAGGGAGGAGAAUCCGGUGGUAGCGCGGCCGAUCCCCCGACAGAUCGAUCUAGCACAAUGGGUUAAUUCUUCCCACGUGCGAUGCACGGCAUUAAUCAACCUCCCAGUCGCAAAGCAGCGACAACGCGCACUCCAAGAUGGAUCGAGCUCCCUGGAGGUGAUGGAUGGAAUCAUCUUACCACGGAAGAGAUAA
Molecule: messenger RNA, 258 nt
Organism: Acanthoscelides obtectus
Lineage: Eukaryota; Metazoa; Arthropoda; Insecta; Coleoptera; Chrysomelidae
Source: the annotation of a GenBank genome assembly